Molecule: messenger RNA, 303 nt
Organism: Helobdella robusta
Lineage: Eukaryota; Metazoa; Annelida; Clitellata; Rhynchobdellida; Glossiphoniidae
Exons: 3
Coding region: 1-303 (100 amino acids)
Biological process (GO): regulation of mitotic cell cycle spindle assembly checkpoint
Cellular component (GO): anaphase-promoting complex
Source: RefSeq, a predicted model, not a curated record
AUGGCGGACAUGCAAUUUCCAUCCUUGCUGUCCAAACUGACGGACCCACUUUGGUUUCAAGUUGAGAAACCUGGGGACGAGGAUUCCGAACUUACGAAACUGGAAGAUGAACAAAGAGAGUCGGCCAUCAUUGAUAAGUACAACAGUGUGGCACCAAUUGGAAAACCAUCCACAGCCACUCCAGAGGAAGCAGACGAUCAGGAUGAUGAUGUUGAUGGUGAUGACAUGAGUGAAAGUGACAAUGAAGAUGAGUUGGACACCGACAUGAUCGAAGAAAGAGAAUCUGGUGAUGAGGUAAUAUAA